AUGGGGACCCCCAGGGGAGCCGGUCCUUUCCCUCUGUUGCUAUGGUUACUGGUUGGUCUGGUGGAGGGGGCGCGCGGAGGCCUCUGGGAGUUGCGCUCCCUCGCCUGCAGCUUCCGGUCUGGAUGCGACUGCGACUUCCGGCCUGACCUCCACGGCCUAGAGUGCGACCUGGCCCUGCACCUUGCUGGGCAACCCCUGGCCCGGCGGCUGGUCACCAAGGCGGUCGGGGACUUCGUGCAGGAGCCGGCGCCCGCCAAGCCCCUGGUGCUGUCCUUCCACGGCUGGACUGGCACGGGAAAAUCCUACGUCAGCUCCCUGCUGAUCCGCUACCUCUUCCGGGAUGGACUGCGCAGCCCCCACGUCCACUACUUCUCCCCCAUCGUCCACUUUCCCCACCCCGACCGCAUCCACCUCUACAAGGAGGACCUGAAGGGCUGGAUCCAGGGGAACCUCACGGACUGCGGCCGCUCCCUGUUCCUCUUUGACGAGAUGGACAAGAUGCACCCGGGGCUAAUAGACGUCCUGCGCCCUUUCUUGGGUCCCUCCUGGGUGCUCUUCGGCACCAAUUACCGCAAGGCCAUCUUCAUCUUCAUCAGCAAUGCCGGAGGGGAACAGAUCAACCAACUGGCCCUGGAGUCCUGGCGCCUCCGGAAGGACCGGGAGGAGAUCCGCCUGCAGGACCUGGAGCUGGCCAUCUCCAAGGCCGUCCUGGACAACCCUCAGCAUGGCUUCUGGCAGUCGGGAAUCGUGGAGGAGCAGCUCAUCGACCUGCUGGUGCCCUUCCUCCCCCUCCAGCGUCACCACGUGCGGCACUGUGUGGCCAACGAGCUGGCCCAGCAGGGCUUGGAGCCCCUGGAGUCUACGAUCGAGGCCGUCGUAGACAGCAUCACCUACUUCCCCGAGGAAGAAAAACUCUUCUCCUCCAACGGCUGCAAAACCGUGGCCUCCCGCAUUCCCUUCUUCAUGUGACCCCGGGGGCCCCGGGUCAGGAGCCUCGGCCUCCGAAACCCAACGCUCACGACCAGGCACGGACAGACGGGAACGCCCGCCCACCUCGGCCCUGGGCGGGGCUCUCCUCCACCACUUGUGGCUUCACCCUUUGCCCCCGCCGGCCCGCCGAAAGCAAGCGAGGCGGGACGGGACGUGAUUGCCACGAGGGCAGAGAACCGCACCCGGUCACGAGGGGCCGGGGAUGCCCUCCUGACGGCAUCUCGGCCUGGCCCGGCCCCAAAACAACCACUGCUGUCUGGGCCAGUCCCCAGGGAGCCAAGACCAAAAGGCUUCAUCUGAGCCCAACCCAACCCCCUUCUUUACGACUGUUCUGUGAAUCACUGCCUCUCAGGGAUGCUACGUUGCGAAGCUGUUAAGCUAAGCUCAGACUGGUAUUAAUUUCUGGGUCUUUGCUCCUCCCCAGCCUCUCCCCAACACCGGCAGGGGCUGCGCCCCCACAGCUAGACCACCAUCUCUUCCUUCCCAGGUGUGCUUCAGGGUUUCCCUGCAGCAAAGGGAGAGGCCGCCUGGCAGAGGUGAACAGCCGGGAGCGGACAGGCCGCCUAGGAAGACCUGCUCAGCCGUGGCUGGUCCAGGAUGGAGCGGGAUCCUCAUCUUCCAGUAAACCAGGGCUGGGCACUUCCCCACAUCACGAGUGCCCACGGACAGAGACCCACCAACACGGUGCCAGUUCUCAAAUCAUUUUAUCUUUGCCAAAAAAUAAAAAGAGGCCCUGAGCCUGAACCCCGGUGGGCUCCUACCUGC
Tachyglossus aculeatus (Australian echidna) is the source of this 1755-nucleotide messenger RNA. It is a transcript of the gene TOR2A, whose product is annotated as torsin family 2 member A. The record is from RefSeq and is a predicted model, not a curated record. Gene Ontology annotation, molecular function: ATP binding; ATP hydrolysis activity. Gene Ontology annotation, cellular component: endoplasmic reticulum; nuclear envelope; endoplasmic reticulum lumen. Lineage: Eukaryota; Metazoa; Chordata; Mammalia; Monotremata; Tachyglossidae. Bases 1 to 969 code for a protein of 322 amino acids. The transcript is spliced from 5 exons.